GAAGUAGAUAUCCACCGACGCUGGAUAGAAGGAGCGUCUGGUCGGGAUCAAACCGCCAGCCACAACCAUAACCGCACGACCGAACGCCACCGAAAUAGGCCGCUUAUCGAGAUCUACCUUCCUUCUCUAAUCAUCCAAAAUCCGCAAAAACGGACACUUACGCAGAUAUUGAUUGGAGCACUGACAAAAUGACCACAUCAGGCGGCGGCGGUCGCUACAUGGCAUAUUCUCCGUCUCCGUCUGCCCCUCACUCUCCUCAUCUCUCUGGCCUCCGCUCUGCCUCCUCUGCUCUCGUCGAGGAAGAGAAAUAUCUUUCAGAGUUACUUGCAGAGAGGCACAAGCUUAGCCCAUUUAUGCCUGUGCUCCCUCACACGUAUCGAUUGUUAAACCAGGAAAUAUUGCGUGUAACUACGCUGUUGGGGAAUGCAUCAGUUUUAGGUCAAAGUAGGCUUGAACAAGCUAGCCCUCUGGCUUCUGGAGGAAUAUUUUCAAAGGGAGUAGCUGAUGCAAAUGGAUGGGCAUCACAGUUUCAAUCAGAAAUGUCAGGUUUAUUGCAGCCCUCAUCAGCUCAGAACUGGCUUAGUUCUCAAGGCAGCUCAUCUGGUCUUAUUGUUAAGAGAACUAUCAGAGUUGAUAUUCCAGUUGACAAAUAUCCUAAUUACAACUUUGUUGGGCGCCUCCUUGGCCCUAGGGGAAACUCACUUAAGCGAGUGGAAGCAAGUACUGAGUGCCGUGUUCUAAUCAGAGGGUGUGGCAGCAUCAAGGACCCAGCUAGGGAAGAAAUGAAGAGAGGGAAACCAGGGUACGAGCAUCUAAGUGAACCUCUUCAUAUCUUAGUCGAGGCAGAGUUACCAGUUGAAAUAAUUGAUGCACGCCUAAUGCAAGCGCGUGAGAUACUUGAAGACUUAUUGAAGCCUGUGGAUGAGUCUCAGGAUUUCUAUAAGAAGCAACAGCUAAGAGAGCUAGCAAUGUUGAAUGGUACACUACGGGAAGAAGGUUCUCCAAUGUCUGGUUCAGUCUCCCCCUUCCACAACAGCCUUGGUAUGAAGAGGGCCAAGGCCAGGGGGUAAUGGAUCCCCAUUCUUAGUUGGCUUUUGGAGCAUGUGUGUUUGUCCUGCCAGUAAUCAGCGGUUCCCAUGCCACAGAUGUGGCUAUGUCAGCCUGCGAGUGCCGUCGGGGCACUGGCACUGUUGGGUGCCAGUUCUAACUUGUUUCUACAUGAAGUGUGUUUAUCUUAUGUUUGGGGGAGGUUUAAUGACAGUCCGGCAUAGUAAGGAGCCAGUUGAGUUUCGGGGGUUUGCUUUUGUAUCUUGCUUAAGGCAGUUUGGACUCCAAGACUGCCCCUGUAUUAAAUUAGGUUUUAUUAUGUAUGCGUUUGUUGACAGUGUGAUAGGAUUCAUGUGAGAAAGGUAUGGGUUUGUAGCAUACAAAAAGCAAGCUAAGAAUUGAUCUAAUCCUAAUGCAUGUUGUCUGGGAUGGAGUGUUUUGUAUUGUGAAAUGUGGACAGAACCUGAAUUUGAAGGCAUUCUUUGUCAUCUUCUAGUACAAAUUGCAUUUGCUUUCCUGCC
Molecule: messenger RNA, 1568 nt
Organism: Manihot esculenta (cassava)
Lineage: Eukaryota; Viridiplantae; Streptophyta; Magnoliopsida; Malpighiales; Euphorbiaceae
Product: KH domain-containing protein At5g56140
Exons: 7
Coding region: 189-1070 (293 amino acids)
Biological process (GO): regulation of mRNA splicing, via spliceosome
Cellular component (GO): nucleus
Molecular function (GO): mRNA binding
Source: RefSeq, a predicted model, not a curated record